This is a messenger RNA of Dunckerocampus dactyliophorus (ringed pipefish), 8695 nucleotides long. Its product is annotated as rho guanine nucleotide exchange factor 9. The transcript has 15 exons. Lineage: Eukaryota; Metazoa; Chordata; Actinopteri; Syngnathiformes; Syngnathidae. The coding region runs from base 293 to 4072 and encodes 1259 amino acids. Gene Ontology annotation, molecular function: guanyl-nucleotide exchange factor activity; protein binding. The record is from RefSeq and is a predicted model, not a curated record.
CGGUGUGUGGCUAACUGACGGAGUUCCUUCGGUCACUCCAGCGGAGGUUUGGAGGUGUAAACCGAGCCGGACAGGAUCUUGUGGGGAGUCGCCGCCCGCCACUAAAGUGCUGCUUCGCCCAAGGAUGUAAACUAAGCCGCUAAAAGUCUGCCGGAUGAAGUUUAAGACGAGUUUUUGUUGACUUAAGAACACCAGCGACGAUGCCAUCUUUACCAGCGCAGGGUUGAUGAGAGGGUGGACCAAGACAUGAUGGUCAUUGGAGCUGAUAGCUGACACCGUGGAAUGAGAGAGGAUGGAGAAUAUAGACAAUCCUGCGCCAAAGAGUAACAACCCUAACGGGUUUGUCAACCGAGUGUUCAAUGUUUCUCUGGAUGUGGAGAAUGAGACGAGCACUGUUUAUAUUCAGGAGAUGCAGGGUGAGACUCAGCCUGCAUCUUUUCAGACCCCUGUCAAGGACAGACAGGAGGUCAACCGAAGAUCUCGUACCACUGGGGGCAUCUGGAAGAUCUUGAACCGGAAAAGAGCUGUGUCAGAGCUGGAGCGAAGACCCCACUCCAUGAUCCUCCUUGGGGAGGCUUCCAUCCCUAAACAGUCUUUUGCUGAUAAAGUUCGCUCCUUUAAAAAACUUAAAUCCCCUUCUGUGUUCAGAGGGAAGGCUGGGAAAUUGUCUAGCGCCAAGCUCAGCAGCUCUUUGGUGGAUGAGGAGUCUUUCUGCAGAGACAUUGGCACGCCACAGCAAUCCAGCAGGGGCACACUUAGACACCGUGGCAAGAGGCACUCAUAUGCUGGCUACACAGCAGAGUUCGACUGUUCUUUUGAAGACAUUGACCUCACCGCUCCGAUGGCCGACCAUCAACCCUGUGUGGUGCCAGAGGCUACAGUUCAGAACGGGUGUAAACCAUCAGAAAGAGUUUCCUACUCGAAAAGAAGCCACAGCAAUUCAACAAGCUGUAAUAAAACUGCAGGCUCGUGUGAGGAGCCAAGUAUUAAGAACAGCAAAAGUACCCACCAGGGUGCAGGAAGGCGACAAAAAGAUGUGUGGAGUUACCUGAGGAGGAUCUCUCUUCUGGGGAAGGCCAAUCCUGUCUAUUCAGAGAGGAGCUUUGAUUCAGAACUCCACUCUCUAGAUAAGACGAUCGACUCAGACUAUGGUUCUGUAGACCUUGAGAAUGUCAAAGACUACCAAACACAGCCCCCAAAACACUCUGACAUUAAGGGCCAUUUUGGUGGAUUGUUUAAAUUUUUCAAUAAUGUAGCAGAAACUGCCAGAAAAUGGCGGGCGACAUCCCGCUCGUUCUCACCUCCAGAGGAAGAGAGGACCCCGAUUAGCUCCCCUCAGGCUUCACAGCGCACAGUGCACAAAGUUCACAGUGUGACCCUCACACUUCACAGUGAAGGGCAUCCAAAAUGUCAGAACACCCCAUCCUCACCAUUGACCAGUAAAUCCUCACACUCGAGUAUCGUUGACCCAGCACAGGUCCCAGCACCUGUGACAGGUAGCAGAUCUCCGAAGAUUGUCUUAAAAGCUUUUCGGGCAUGUUCUGUGUCUGGAAGUGUCAAUGGCCUUCAAACCUCAGAACGUACAGGCAAACAUAUAGCGGUAACAACAAACCACAUGUCCUCAACUAUAAUAGAGAAGCAUAUCCCUCACGCACUUACAAACACUGAAUUGGAAAAAGGUGCUGAGCACGAAAGGAAUCCAUUAAACUGCUUUCAUCCAGGACGAAAGGUAGCGGAAGACAGGGGAAAUGAAGAAGAUUCCGAGGAUGCUGCUCUUGACUCGCACCGAAUACAGGAAGGGAUUAUCCAAGCACAAAAAGAUGGUAAAGAGAGCACAGCUGAUAGCGUUCCAGCCUCUGAUUCAACAGAAGAGAUAUUUAAGCUGUGUGAGCAGAUUGCAAGCCAGACAGCCUGCAGUGUAAGACUGCCAGGCCCAGCAUUGCCCCACUCUAGCACAGAGAAGACCUCUGUACCUCAGAAGCUACUGCGCCCUCGUCCCCGCCCGGCAUCAGCUGUAUUGGAUCUGCAGAAGCCAAACCCAGAGCGAGACCUCUACAACCAUUAUAGUGAGUUUGGCUCACUAUGUCGACGGAAGCACAGACCUAAUCCCACCGUGCAACACUCAUGGAUGACUGCUCGUCCCAGGCCUUGCUCUGUCAUUGAAACCAGUGUUAGUAGAGAGAUGCAGUCCACGGAGCUGCACAACAGAGCCUUGUCUCGCCCUCCGGGGGUGUCACCAUUAGAGCCCCCACUCAGGGCUUCUUUGCAGCGGUGCCGCUCCCUGCCUCUGCCCCCCAGCACCCUCACAGCCUUGGCUCUACUCCUGCCUCACUCAGAUGUGGGUCAGUCAUCAUCAGUGCGCCUGCGGUCUGGAGGUGGGAGCUGUAGGAGGAGGAGGCUGCUACGACCUGGGUCAGAACCACUACAGGUCAACAUUUUGAUAAGUGGAGGGUCAAUCGUCAACGCUGAGGCGGUAUGGGACCAUGUGACCAUGGCUGACCGGGAGUUGGCAUUUAAGGCCGGUGACGUCAUAAAAGUGCUGGAUGCUUCCAACAAGGACUGGUGGUGGGGACAGAUUGAUGAAGAGGAAGGAUGGUUCCCUGCCAACUUUGUGCGGGUGGAACCCCACCCUCCUCAGCCCCAAACAAAACAGGUUUUCUAUAUCAACCCCAUAGCAACUCCACGGUUCCAAAACACCACGUCAAAGUUGUGGGUGAAUCAGGAGGAUGGAGGAGCGGAACCAGCCGAAGGGACCAGUGAGGUUCAAAAUGGGCAUCUGGACCCAUCCAACGACUGCUUGUGUCUGGGCUCACCUCUUCAGAACCGUGACCAGAUGAGAGCUAACGUCAUCAAUGAGAUCAUGAGCACAGAGAGACACUACAUCAAACACCUCAAGGACAUUUGUGAGGGCUACCUGCGCCAGUGCAGAAAGCGCGUGGACAUGUUCAACGAUGACCAGCUGAAGGUUAUCUUUGGGAACAUUGAGGACAUCUACCGCUUCCAAAUGGGAUUUGUUAGAGACUUAGAGAAACAGUACAACACAGAGGAACCCCACCUUUCUGAAAUUGGACCAUGCUUCUUAGAACAUCAAGAUGGUUUCUGGAUCUAUUCAGAAUAUUGUAAUAACCAUUUGGAUGCCUGCAUGGAGCUGAGCAAGCUGAUGAGGGAUGGCAGGUACCAGCACUUCUUUGAGGCCUGUCGACUCCUCCAGCAAAUGAUUGACAUUGCCAUAGAUGGCUUCUUGCUCACCCCUGUCCAGAAGAUCUGCAAAUAUCCCCUCCAGUUGGCUGAGCUACUCAAAUACACGGCACAAGAGCACAGUGACUAUCGAUACGUGGCAGCAGCCCUGGCAGUAAUGCGUAACGUCACCCAGCAGAUCAAUGAGAGGAAGAGGAGGCUGGAAAACAUCGACAAGAUUGCCCAGUGGCAAGCGUCAGUUCUAGAUUGGGAGGGGGAUGAUAUCUUGGACAGAAGCUCGGAGCUCAUCUACACUGGGGAGCUGUCAUGGAUCUAUCAGCCAUAUGGGCGCAGCCAGCAGCGAGUCUUCUUCCUCUUUGAUCACCAGCUGGUUCUGUGUAAGAAGGAUCUGAUUCGACGGGACAUACUAUACUAUAAGGGUCGCAUUGACAUGGAUCGUUACGAGGUGCGGGACGCUAUUGAUGGGAGAGACGAUGAUUUCAACGUAAGUGUGAAGAACGCCUUCAAACUGUGCAACAAAGACAGCGACGAGAUCCACAUCUUCCUGGCCAAGAAGCCGGAGGAGAAGAUCCGCUGGCUCAGGGCCUUCCACGAGGAGCGGAAGAUGGUGCAGGAGGACGAAAAAAUCGGUUUUGAGAUCUCAGAGUACCAGAAGCGGCAGGCAGCCAUGACAGUGAGAAAGGUGACCAAACAGAAAGGUGUAAACAGGUGCACGCCCCCCUCAUACCCGCCCCCCCAGGACCCCCUCAGUGCGGGGCAGUAUGAGGUAACGGAGGACAUGGCACAAGGAGAAGUUUUUGAAUUCAGUCAAUCCAAAAGAGGCCAGGCUCCUUUCUGGCAAAAUUUUAGUAGAUUAGCUCCAUUUAAGAAAUAGAGACUCUUCUGAAGGACCAGCUAUUUUUUUCUUAGAAGCACUAAACACUGGAUGAUCAUGUUCCACCAUGAAGAAAAUAUACUUACUCAAGAGACUUUCAAAGCUAAGGACCAACGUUAACAUAGGGUGUGGUUGAAAGCGGCAGGAGGACUGACUAUUUUAACGGAACUGAGGGGAAAAAUAAAACCUGAAAAUUCAUAUGUAUGUUAAAAACAUGUUUAGUUCUGAACCGCCACACAUUUUCUCCCUCAGAUUCUGCAACACUCAUCAUCACACCAACUGAAUGUCCUGGAGUUCAUUGAGAUUGUUGUAUUUAUCCUUUUCAAAUCCAUCCUCCGAAGACACACACCGGGCAGCGCCAGGUCGUUGUAUGAUUGUGUCUGGGAUCUUUGCUGUGCUGCUACGUGAGAUUGCUUGUUGCAUUCUUGUGAAUGUGAGCCUAAAUAACGACAGGCCUUGGCCACCGACCGAGGCGGCUGAAGGACGUGCAAAGCUCGACUGCUGGGCGUCACCUCUCCCACCGCUUAUCACAGACCAUCCAUCCUCGACGCACGCUUGCAUCCGGAUCUCCUCUCAGCCGGCUCUGUAGUAGCCCUCUCGUCCCUCUCCUCUUCAUCCUGGCAUCUUCUUUAUCUCUCUGCCCACCUGCUCAGCCUCUAUGAGUCAGAGGAAGCACCUUGUUCCUUUAGAAAGCUGCCACCAGCCACGAUAUGACUCCAGGAACAAAUCAAUAGCGGGAACGUCAAUAGAAUAUUUACAUUCUUCCACCAAGCAGUUUUGACAGGGUAUUCAUAUCCCAUCACAUUGAGGGUCGCAGGCUGUGGGUUGUGGAGAGCUUGCCGCUCAGAUGAACCUGCUGGGAGCAGGAGAUAGGCAGGCUACGCUCCAGCCGCCUGGUGCCAGAGCCCCUCCUCUCUCUCCCCAGAGACCACCCCUGUAGCACUGUGCUGGCAGCUCAGAGACUGUUUGGAAAGAGCACGGCCCACCUCCAGAAAUACACCUAGAGCUAGUAGUGAGUGUUUUUUUCUUGUCAGCUCUUUACAAAACUACUUAUUUUGUAUCGCUCACACACACAAAAGGCAAGGACUGAUAAAUGCAGGAGAUAAUAGCAUAAGUAAAUAAGUAAAUAAGGUAGACCCUUAAACUCAAGGUGGUCAAAACAGGCAGACGUGAUAAAAGAGGUGGAUAGGUUCCUGUGGUUGUGAAGUAUUUCCGGACUGCAGAGUAUGGAUGUGCAAUAUGACAGCGUAGGAAGGCACAAGGAUGAAUUAUAAUGUGUAGCAUGCAGACAUCUUAUGAUUGUGGUUUGUGCAUCUCAACAGACUGCAGCCUCAAACCUUGGCACUACCCCCCUCGUGUUGUGUAUUCAGAUCUGAUCCAUGUUCUGGCACUUAGCGCCACACUGUUAAGUGAAUUACUGAAGACUGUGGCCUGAUCAGAUGGAUUUGUCUAACCGACAAUAAGCAAGGGAGAGAAUUUUUUUGUGAACACUUCUGUCGUAUUCUUUGCUACAGCUGGAAUGUAAGACAAACAUCUGUAGAUGGUUUGUGAGCGCAUUUUUGACCAGACAUAUUUUAUGUGGGAUACGAUAGACCUGUGGGGUGACGUUACAUCACAGUGGAACCUUGGUUUUCGUCAUUGAUUGGUUCUGAAAUGGACGACAAAAACUAAAACAGGCAAAAAAAAAAAAACAAGGCAGUUUUUCCCAUAGGAAAUUAUGUAAAACCAGACACCCAAAAAUAUGAACAAAAAAUACAUUUUACAGACAAUAAUUGUAGUUUUACAUGCAGAAUAUGAUGCAAAAUUAUGGUAAAGGACAAAUAGAUGCAACUAAAAUGUUGAUGCGGACCUCCAAACUCAACUCAAUGGUUGGCCGUUGGAGGUAGCGUCUGGGUGACUAUUCAGAUCAUUCAGAAUCACCUUUCAAGUGACUCAAUUGUCAACAAACACCACUAGAAGCUGUCACAAGCCUGAACUUUGGUGGGCCAUAAGUGCUAAAAAAUGAAUGGUAAUGUAAUGUAAAGGUAAAACAUGUAAAUGUAAAACAUAAUUAUAAAAAUAUAAUAUUAGAGAUGGUCAUUUAUAGGUACUUUAGCUUGCUUAAAGGAAGUUUAUUUAGGCAAGCAGGAGCCAAAAUGGGACUUGCAAUGACCUUUUCAGUAUAGAAGAAAUGGCAGGAGGUCAUUACUCAACAUAAAAGAAAUAACACUAUAACCAUCACACAGCAACUAAACUGCCAGUUCAGUGCUGGCUAUUGCUUGCCCAAUUAAGGAGCCUCUUCCUUUAAGCAAGCUAAAGUGCCUCUUACCAUCUCCCCAGGGUCUGUGGGCCUCCCUUUCAUUAAACUUUGGUUUACUCAAGAAGGAGGCCUUAAAAUAUGGUUGCCAGCUUGACCGAAGCAAAAUUUUUGACCGAAACCAAGGUUUGACUGUACUUUACUACUCAAUAAGAACGCAUUAUAUAUGAUUCUACGUUAUUUUGUUUGGCUUCCUGGGACGUUAGAAUUGAUUUGUAUUCUGUGCAAUCUGUUUUAUUUCAUAAAGGAAGUUAAGACAUGGAUGAGUGGUGUCUGUGGAGAUGGCUCCCAGUCAGAUUGUUCUGGAAGAUAAUUCCCUUUGCCAACAACAUACGGUUCCCAGAUCACGAUAACCUCAGGUCCAGUGCUGCGCCCACCCCCCACCUCCCUCGCCUCCUUCCUGUUCCACACACAGAUGCAAACGCACACACACAGAUACACAAUCAUGCGCACUUACUGGCCCGUUGUGCUGCGGAGAAGAGAGAUGCUAUCUAACAGUGCCUUCCAGCAUUCCACUAGUGAUUAUCUAUUCAGUUUCACAGGCAGAUUUGAAUUCGUCACGUAUUUUCCCUUCAGUGUGGGACUUUCAACAGUCUCUUCCUUUCUCUCUGGCUCUCUCAACUCUCAUACGGGGAAUUCUUGGUUUGCCGGUGCACGAGAUCCACCCGGACAAAGAUCUUUUUCCACAUACUGUGCACAAACACUUGUUAUGUUCCUUUAUCACACUAGCAUAGCCGUGAUUCUCUUGCACAAAUAUAAGUUAUUCUUACUUCAGACGUUUAGACAUAGAGUUGCUUUAUUGUUGAAAGAUGAUUACUUUGGAAUAUAUAGUAGAAAUCAUUAGUUUUCCUUCGUGGAGUUAGAGUAUAGUGUUAAAGACUAUUACUAGCAGUGAGUUAUGAAUUCAAUAAGAAAAAGUCAUCUAUUUUAACUUUAUGAGCGACACAAAUGUAAAUACUGUAAAAAGAACAGAUCAUAUAUUUGGAUAUUUUGCGUUGGAGACGAAUGUUGUUCCAGUUCUAGCGUACGGUAGAGCUCAGUACCCGGUAAAUGCAUGCUUGUGGCAUCCGAUACUUUGCAUGAGACUUAAAACAACUCUUUACGGUUUGUUUAGUUUCAUUUCAUUUCCGUGGUGAAGCCACUGCCAUCUCACUGCAAGGAGUCCACCUGUCUCCUGCUUGUGUCACGUUUACGCUCGUUUUACGCUUCUGUUCUUCGUCCACGUCGGGAAGAGAAGAGGGCCUUAUCCUGGCGUAGAGUCAAAGAGUGAGCUCUUGAUAGGUCAAAGGCACUGGCAUUCUCUUUUCCCAAAUAUUAGAGGUUUUUCUCGUCUUGUUUUUUUUUUUUUAUUCACUGGCUUAGCUCUUAACUGCUGGUUAUUUAUGGAACGCCAGUCACUGAGGCAAAACGGGUAUCGUUUUUCUAUGACAACCAAAUAGGAGUUAGCACUGAUCAUAGGUGUAUGUGUAUAGAUUUUUAGUCAAACAGAGGAGCGGAAUACAUGCAAACUCUGUGGGGAUGUGCUAAAAAUAACUCUAAUCCUGAAGACACACACACACAGAAUACUUCAUUACAAUUCAUAUCAUGCUCUUGUUUCAAAAUGAGAUGCUCUGAAGUACAAUGAUUUGACAGUAGAGAUUAUUUUCCUCGCUUGUAUUUAUUGAAUUAGUAGCCAGUAUUCAACGUUAUCAUUUUGGGCCAAUUUGUUCAAACCAUGUAUAUAUUGGUUCUGUUUAUCUGAUAGCGUUAACCCUGACCUUUUACACGAGGCCCAGAGGACUGCCUUUUGUUUUCCAGUCAUGAACCAAGACAGCCAAGUUAGCAAACUGAAUGCAGAAGAGGCUGCUUGCACCCUUUGUGUGCAUGCACUCACACGGAACAUGACGACAUUACCAAUACAAAUCCAGGGUACCACAUGGAGUCCAAUCAGCCAUAUGUAAUGUGGUUUUCAAUGACAAGGUGAACAGAGACUGGCGUCCCACUUUUACAAACACUAUUCGUUGUAUAAUACCAUCUAGUCCCAGGUCUGGGGUUUUGCUUAGCGCAGGAAAUGAACCUACACUACCCAAAUCCUUUUGUCGCCAUAUGCAAACAUUUCACAUUUUUCUUUUUGCUGGCAUUUUGAGUUUAUUUGUUGUAGAAAUGAAAAAUAAUGCCUAUUCAAUCCAGAAACUGUGAAUGGGAGAGUGGAGAUGUCAACUGUAUGUACAUUAUAUGUUUUGAUGUAAUCAGAAGCACUGGGAAUAUGUUGUACUUCGCUGUAAAAAAAAAAAUCCAUAUCUGAUAUAGCUGUACUUUUGUUGAAAAUAAAACCUCUACAGAACGGU